AUUUACGUAAGUGGCUCUUCAAGGAUCGAGUCGCUUCAUGUAUGUAGAAACAAAUUAAACAACUAACGUUACUUCAAGCUGGUGUGAAGUCCCUUCUAAUGGACGGACGGCAAAGUCAAAGGUUGGAUGGAUAUUUAUAGUUCAUCAGCUAACUCUCUGUUUAGAGUUUACAUUAUCCUAUUCUCGUAUUUGCAAGCAACAUGAGUUCGAUUGUAACUCUGUGAAGGCAUAUUUGAAAGCGGACUUCUACCUGUAUUAUAUUAACUAGACUGGAGUCAAUUAACAGCUUACUAUCAUGGCUAUAGAUGGGAAUCAAAUAUAAGCUUAUUAGCCAUCAUUUUGAGAUCCUAGAUCUUUACUUAAGCUGAUGGACCAGUGAUUAAAACGUCGUAAGAUUGUGAUGACAGCUAACGUUUGCUGACAACCCGAGACGUAUUUUCUUGACUUUGCAGGGUUCGUAUAGAACUCAGGUCGAUAUGGUCCAUGACAUAUUUGAGGAAUAAAGAAUGCGCGGUUUGGAAGAAUAGUUAGUCACUAGUAACACAACCUUGCCAUAAUCAUAAAACAUUGGCAGCAUCAUUGUUGUCUGAUCAUGAUAAUUGAAUGGUGGUAAACAUUUGAUUGAUUGGCAUUGAGAAGGAACCCGUUCGGAGAAAUUGUGUCGCUUGUGAACUCCUAUCAGUAGAUUAUAUCCGUAUUAGGAAGCUCUUCAAGUUUGAUGACUUCUAGAUUAAUAUGUAAUAUACAUGACUGUAUAUUUCACAAUUACUUCAUUUAUGCUACUCAGAUUUUUGCAGGUGACAUCUGGAGAUCUCUCUCUCUCUCUCUUGAUUCGCAAUCAUAUACUUGUGGUCAUCCUAAACAGUUUGUAAACAAUGAGAAUUUGACUAUGUACCUUUUGCAAUAAUAUAUCAAGGAUUUAUAAAAUUGAUGAUAAGACUUUAUAGGCUUACUCGUCAAGGAAUUGUCAUGAUCUUCAGGGAAAUGUUACAUUAGUAGGCAUACAUACACUUCUUUACGAAUUCUUAAUCAUUUUACAGUGAUUGUGUGUCAACUUACAUUUUGGAUAUAAUUUGAAUGUGUCACCAAAGGACAAUGGUAUUCAUAACGGUAAAAUACGGAGGUAAGUGGAUCUUAAUUGAAAUACUUUGGAAUUACGUAAUAGCUUUAAUUGAUUUGAUACACUGUCUAGCCAAACACGAUUACACACCACCAUUAUUUUAUCAGAGUCUAUAGUUGAAUAUUUACUUUAACAUGUCGUCGGUAGAUCUUGCAAUGUUCUUAUGACAUUUAGAAAAUAUUAUCAUAGCCUAAUUAACUCUUUAACCGUUAACAUUCAAUACAGGAGCGAGUCAUUAAAAUAACUGAUUUCUACACUUAAAGUAAUUAAAAUAAGUGAUUUCUACACUUAGGAAAAUUAGACUUUUAAAUUGCAAUACAAAAGGAGCUAGAGUGUCGUCGAUCUUUCAUAAAAAUGAUAUAACCUAUCUAAGAAUAACUAUGAAUAACAAAACAAAGUGGUAUAAGUAAUGCAAGAUUUAUUAUGAGAAAAAAAAAGAGGAUUGAAAAUGAGAAGCUAAUCUAAUCAAACAUUAUUAUAAUUAACAAGCGUAUAGAGCAUUACUACGAAACAAAGUUGAACAUACGAAGGGAAAAAAGAUGUAUAGGCAUAUGAUUCUGCAAUAACAAAUCCAAAAUAAUAACAGCUAAACAUUGAAAUAAAAACUAAGCCUUCUUUUAAACGGAAUAACCGGAAUCAAGAUAUUUUUUUUAAAUGGAAAUUUUAGUGUUAUUUUCUUCUUUUAUUCAUUCGUUUGUUGAACAAAGUGAGAGCGGGUAAAUCGAUUUAAAACUGUCGUUAAAACGUUUUUCAUUAUCUUGAUAACAAUUCAAAUUAUCGAUGUAAUACACCGGUUAACAUGGCUAUAGCUAUAAACCCUCUUGAGUCGUUGCCUAAUCUACAAGGUUUAUAAGAAAUAAUAGUGCUAUUGGUUAAAAUUAUAAGAGGUGUAAGAAAUCUAUUUUUCACAUUGAUUUUUACACGUGAUAGAUAAUAUAUUUCACUAUUGAAUUAAAACCAUCCCUUAUCUUUCCUUCAAAGCAUUAACUGUCACUUAAAAGAAUUUCCUCAGUCAUUGUCAUCAGUGGUUCAUUAUAACCCGUUGCCAUAUACCCAUUAUCUAGUGUGCAAAUAUUGAUAUACGUUAUUACUUUAAUUGGAAUAUAAAAGUGAUAGCCUUAUGACCCGGCAUAGAGAUCAUAUGAUUAGAUUUACGUGCAAGAAUUUACUUCUGUUCAAAUAAACUAUACUGUAUGUAGAUUUCGUUCAUAUUUGACAACCUUUAAUGACAUCAGAUGCAGUCAUAUACGUACAUUCUAUUUCGCAUGAAGUUUGAUAACUCCCCAUCUUACAACACCCCGAUUCAUCUAUUUGAAAAAUGCAAUUAAAAAUUCGAUUAUUAUUGAGAAAUAUGCGCGGUAGAGAGUUCUAAGAAUACAAAAAGUGAAGUUAAUGAUGACGCGAUCCUCAUUAUUUGCAACAUUUCUUUAAAAUGCUAUUAGUUUACAACUAUCAAUAUGUUUGUUCAUAAAAUUCAUUUUCUCCAUUUUAUAUUAUUUGAUAUUACCUCCAAAGAUGUGUCUGUUUAUGAACUCAAAAUACAUGUUGUGUCAUAUACAUUGCGAAGAUGGAGGCAAGCUGCAACUUGACAGAUUUAGGGGGAAAAUAUUAAAUUUUGCAUACAGCAUAUAUUAUGGAGAGGUGUACUAAACUUAAAUCAUCCAAUCAUUGAACUUAAUCAUGUUAAUUGACUAUGAAUUCAUAAAAAAAGCUUGCCAAACCAAUUAAAAAAGGAUAUGCCCAACUUUUUGGCAGUGUCUUGCAAAUACAAUCCACAUUUAUAAAUAAAAGCAGAAUCAUUGAACCAAUACACUAAAGAAAAACUAGGUGUUCUAUUUCUUUUAUUUGUCUAUUUUAAGAUGCCAUUUUGUACCCACUGUUUUACAGUGAAACGAUCCAUUAUUUGCAUUGGAAGAUUGGCAGUGCCUUGUGAAAGAAUGUUAGUUUGUACGAGUUAGGAUAGCACUCACUCGAAGUACUUGAAUAAUACGUAAGGGGACAGGAGAGGACCAAGCAGUGAACUUGUUAAUACGACUGCCGUAAGAACUUGAACAAACCAGCUAUACUGUUACUCAGAAAAAGUUGACAAAGUAUCGAAUAGGUGUUUUGCAUUAACGAUAUAUCAUAUCCAUCAUGAUAUAAAAGCACCUGCCCCUAAUCAUCUAAAUUGUACAUAUUAAAUCUGGCUAAAUUCCCUUCUUUAUCUCUUCAUUAUCUAUAUUUUUAAUUAUGAAAACAGAGUCAAAAUUCGAAUUGUGCUGUUGCUGACAAUAAAAAUUAUAUUGGGUGAUAUUUAAUUAAUGGUUCCUCGAUCGUUUCUGCAAAGAACAAGUAAUAUGGUUGUUGGUAAUUUUCUAAAAAUCGCAAACUUUGUCCAGUACUUCUCAGCACUCUAAUAUUUUACUCAUAAUGCCCCUGUCUGAUCGAAGAGAACCAUUGAGGCGACUCCGGUAAGGGAGGGGGGCACAUUAGGCCUAUAUUCCUCUCAAUUUUAGAAAUUUGUACAGUAGCCUUCGGGAGAUGAAAAAAAAACAUUUACAAAAUCAACGCGCAUGAAGAGAAGGAAGUUCAUGAUCAGGAUGUUUCUAUUAAUUUUUUUUUCAGAUAACCAGCAGAGAUUAUUUAAUCCAUAUUGCACCAGUAUGAAUUUGCUAGAGAGUAUACGUAAACAAUGUCACUCAUCGGACGACGGAGCUACUCUAGAUCUCUCUGAUGGAUCCGGUAAUGUGAAGAACCUUCACUCGGCAGACAAUCUCCAAUCCUAUGCAAAUAGUUUCUUGGAAGGUCGUGAGACAUACUGGUUGAUCAAAGUAGAAAAAGGGGCAACGGAAAGGGAGCCCACGAUAUACUCACUCCUGAUCAGUAACCCUGAAGAAACCUGUCCAGAGCUGCAAAGUCGUUUGAAAGACUUAUCUCGCCCACCCUCUAUGCCCAAGGGGCGGGAAUCGUGGACCAAUGUCCGCAAGAAACUCAACAAAACCAAAUCGACCCUCAGCUUGGGCAAGUCGCCCAGGAAUGCAUCUGGCAAGGGAAAGAGAUGAUGAUGAUGAACAACAAGAUCAUUAUACCAAUUGAAAGAACUUUAUCUAUAUGGAGUAAAAUGUUGACUGCCAGCAUGCGAGUAGUCCUGUUCAUAAUAACCAUUGCUUUAACGUCUGAACAAUGUCUAGGAAGCAAGGAAGAUGACGUGCGCUCGCGUUUCCGCAUAUAGUAUUUAUUAGUAUAUUGUAACUUUGUCUUUUUCCGUUUGUCUAAUGUAUGCUUAAUUAGCCAAAUCUCAUAUGGUCUACUCCCACUUCAUCUCAGGACAAUUUGGUCUACAUGCCACUAAUAUUGUACUUUUAGGCACAUACUUAAAAUAACAGUGAGUUAUUAUAGCACUCACUCAAUAUUCUAAUUAGAACAUGUAAUAGGUUUAAACGAAAUGAAGACAUUAUGGGAAAGGUAGUUUGUUGUGAGAAAUUUGAUUUAUGUUACCAUAGGCAAAAUCUCAAUUAUCAAUAGGCUAAAAUUUGUCAAAAAUUUGUCCAAAUGGUAAAUAUUCAUAAAGUAUAAUUAUACAGUGUUUGUAGAGCAAAAUGAGUUUAAGCCCCAAAGUAAUCUUCAACAAUCUGGGAAUUAGACCAUGGGACCAAUGGCUCUGAUAUGAGCCUGUAGGACUGUAGAACUUUAGUUUUUUUUUAAGUUACUGAAUUACCCAACACAUUGUGUACAUAAUGAAUAUGAAAAUAAAUGAGAUGUGUAGAACAA
Molecule: messenger RNA, 4870 nt
Organism: Lytechinus pictus (painted urchin)
Lineage: Eukaryota; Metazoa; Echinodermata; Echinoidea; Temnopleuroida; Toxopneustidae
Exons: 5
Coding region: 3673-4161 (162 amino acids)
Source: RefSeq, a predicted model, not a curated record